This is a messenger RNA of Columba livia (rock pigeon), 1994 nucleotides long. RefSeq names its product metallophosphoesterase 1 (gene MPPE1). The transcript has 12 exons. Bases 531 to 1697 code for a protein of 388 amino acids. Gene Ontology annotation, cellular component: endoplasmic reticulum-Golgi intermediate compartment. Gene Ontology annotation, molecular function: phosphoric diester hydrolase activity. The record is from RefSeq and is a predicted model, not a curated record. Gene Ontology annotation, biological process: endoplasmic reticulum to Golgi vesicle-mediated transport; GPI anchor biosynthetic process. NCBI's taxonomy places the organism in Eukaryota, Metazoa, Chordata, Aves, Columbiformes, Columbidae.
CAGCCGCCGCUGUCACUCCGCGCCCCGGCACCGCCCCGCCGAGGGGAGCGGGGCGGAGGGAGCGCGGCCCGGCGGCUGUCCCGAUCAAUGGGGAAGGCGGGCUGCAGCGCGGCGCCCGGCUGCUGGGCGCUGACUUUAGGGAAGCUGGAAACGUAGGGUGCUGAUGGGACACCUCUGGCACCUUCCCCAUCUGCAGCACCACUCCCAGAAUAGUAGCAGCAGCAGAAACGCUGGGACGGGAUGUGUGUAGAGAUGACCGGCUCUGGGGAUUUGAUUGUCAGUUGCUGCUUGUGGCUUUUGAAAACGGCAGUUUUGUCAUGAGGAUACAUGAAGAUAUUUUUCUUUUCUACUAAUUGCAGUGCUGUUUUUGUGGGAAGAGGAGACUGUCUAGGACUGCCAAGUCUACUUCCAGAUUCCGGGGGAUUUUGUACUGAUACGAAACUCAGCGUGGUCCUUUGAGUAGCCCCUACCACUUUUACCUGAGAGAGGAGAACGGAGCCAUUGGAGAAGAGACUUAAGCUGGUACUGCAAUGCUGAGCCUUCCUUUGAAGAAGAGACUCUGUUUCCUGCUGAAACUUGUGUGUUUUGUCAGCUCCGUGUUAAUAUUUUGUGAAUUUUUGAUUUACUAUGUGGUAAUUUUUCAAUGUCAAUGGCCAGAAGUGGAAGUUGGAGCUCACGCGGGUAAAAAAGCGACUUCAGUCCUAAAGGCCAUGUUUUUAGCUGAUACGCACCUACUUGGUGAAAUCAAAGGACACUGGCUGGAUAAGCUAAGAAGGGAAUGGCAAAUGGAGAGAUCAUUCCAAACUGCUGUGUGGUUACUGCAACCAGAUAUUGUUUUUAUUCUGGGAGACAUCUUUGAUGAAGGAAAAUGGAGCUCACCUCAGGCUUGGGCAGAUGAUGUCAGGAGAUUUCGGAAAAUGUUUAAGUACCCGAUUUCUACUGAGCUCGUGGUUGUAGUCGGGAAUCAUGACAUUGGAUUUCACUAUGAGAUGACAGCUUACAAGGUAAAUCGAUUUGAAAAGGUUUUCAACUUUACUUCAGGAAAGCUAAUAACUCGAAAAGGAAUAAACUUUGUCCUGGUGAACAGUGUGGCCAUGGAGGGCGAUGGCUGCGCUCUCUGCCGUACCGCAGAGGCAAAGCUUGUGGCGCUUUCUCACAAACUGAAUUGCUCCCAGCAGAAACCGAAUCAUUCCAACAAAAGGUGCAGUGAUGUGGAAAAGCUUCCAGCCUCAGAACCCAUCCUUUUACAGCAUUACCCUCUCUAUCGGAGCAGCGAUGCUGAAUGCAGCGGAGAAGAUUCUGCUCCUCCAGAGGAGAAGAACAUCCCCUUUAAAGAGAAGUAUGAUGUGCUGUCUCAAGAAGCAUCACAAAAGCUGAUGUGGUGGUUUCAUCCCCGUUUGAUUCUCAGUGGGCACACACAUAGUGCUUGUGAAGUGCUACACGCAGGGAAAAUUCCAGAAAUCAGCGUCCCGUCAUUCAGUUGGAGGAAUAGAAACAAUCCUAGUUUCGUCAUGGGCAGCAUAACACCAACCGACUUCUCCCUCCAAAAAUGCUUCCUUCCGUAUGAGAGCAGAGUCUUUACUAUCUACUGGGCAGCAGGUGCUCUGCUUGUAAUCCUGGUACUAGCUCGUUUUCAGCUUCUCACUCCACCAUUUUAUUUUGCUCAGCGUUUAAUCAGUAAGCAUAAAGCAGUAUGAAGAGCCAGACAUCUGCAUUCAGUCACUGAAAUACCAAAGCUGAGAACAGUCAAACAUCAGACUAUAUUCAUGCCAGCAAAUGACCUAAUUUGAUUGCUAGUCUGAAGGCAGGUUGCAUUUACACAUACCAUAGAAGUCCUAUACAGCUGAUAUGACUACUACAGGAUAAAUAAUUAACUGAAAUGACCGUUUCAUGCUGUACAAAAAUACUGUAUUCUACAAUCAAAUGAGUCCUUUUCCUGCUAUAAUUUUUGUAUCAAAUAUGUAUAUUAAAAGUGUAACUGUACAUUAUGUAAA